Molecule: messenger RNA, 1563 nt
Organism: Suillus discolor
Lineage: Eukaryota; Fungi; Basidiomycota; Agaricomycetes; Boletales; Suillaceae
Exons: 3
Coding region: 364-1563 (399 amino acids)
Source: RefSeq, a predicted model, not a curated record
CAAACAGGAUUCCUGUCUCUUGUUGAAGAACUCCUGUCUUACAUUCUGAGCUUCCUUACUCACCGAGAUAUUCUUCGGUGUACAUCUGUAUGUAGAACCCUUCGCCAGAUGUACUUGUCCUCCUCCGAACUUCAGUACAUCGUUGAAAUAAGUGGACAACGGUUGCUUGUUAUCUCCAACACGGAUCAUGGCAUACCUAUUUCUAAGCGUCUGCAGCUUUUGAGAGACCAAGCUCACACAUGGUUCAAGGUUGACACCCACCCUUUAAAAAUGGUCCCCGUAGUAACAGUGCCACCGCUAUCUCAAGACAACAUUGUUGCUGGCGGGCAUUUCUGCUCGUGGAACGCAUCAGGAGAUACAGCCAUGAUCUUUCCAGUACUUCCAAAGCCCUCACAACAGUCAAUCCGGCGAAACUGGCUCCCAGGAACGUUGUGUUCGGUUCCACACUCAUACAACCUUGAUGUAUUUAUGGACCCAGCACAAAACCUAAUCGCUGUCGCCUAUGUCGUUGAUCACAAGACAGUCUAUAUUAACCUUGGAGCCCUGGAUGGUGAUGGUGUUCACCCUCAGGCUGCUGGAGAGAAACUGUUUCUGUCGGACGACUUGGAAAGCCACUCUGUGACGACACUUGCAAAGCUCAAAGGUUUUGGGAGGCAUAUCGCAUUGUCGCGUCGCACGACCAACGAAAAUCGGAUUCCGGUGGACAAGGUGUGGCAGCUGCAGAUUUGGGACUGGAAAUACUCGACAACAUCCAGUAGCAUCCUCAGCGGUGUAGUACUCAACCGAUCCCCCGCCCCAGUUGAUUUUUGUUUCCUCGGUAACAAUCGAUUGCUGGUUAUAACCGAUAACUUGAAUCUCUAUUCAAUUGAGAAUAUUUCUCAGACGCCGGAAUUGCUGGCGUGUUUCCUGAUGCCCAUCCCAUUGAAGUUACGGUGCCUUCCUCUGAUAGAUGAUAUUGGGUAUGGAUCACAGUCGCAUAUGCAAGCCCAAACGACGAUGUGCACCUCAGACCCUACACAUCGACUCAUAUGCCUUUUGGGGUCUUCUGCUCGAAAUAGUGUUCAAGUCUUCAUCAUAUCCACAAGGAUUUUCUUCGACCUCAACGAAAUGGCAGCAGCAAUGCCAAUACCAUGGGAACAUUGGGCCCCUUCAAAUACUCGUAUCUUUCAGUACCCAUUUCAUUUCAAAAUUCACAUCAACGGAAACCGAGUCUUGCAGACACUCCCUGUCAGCGCGUCCGACUCGCAGUUUAUAUUACAACUAUUGGACUUUAGCCCGCUAGCUGUGACAAACAGGCGGGGUCUAGGACGAGUGGUGAAAGAGCCGUCCACGGCAUACAUCAAUGCUGAUGCAUUUGGCAGAUAUGGAGAGAGCUUGACAACCUCCCUGCCUUACGUCCAAGUCGUAUUUUCGAACAGAAAGAUCGUUGCUGAUUCACUGUUGAGAGACAUGUGGAUCGACAAGGAUAGGAUUUAUAUGUUCUCCAGAUCAGGCUUUAUUGACACAUUUGAGGUCAUUGACGUCCAGUCCGACUUACAGAGCGGUGUGAUAUCAACCAGUUGA